Messenger RNA from Centropristis striata (black sea bass), 1585 nucleotides. RefSeq lists its product as uncharacterized. The record is from RefSeq and is a predicted model, not a curated record. Bases 1 to 1536 code for a protein of 511 amino acids. Gene Ontology annotation, molecular function: DNA binding. The transcript has 9 exons. NCBI's taxonomy places the organism in Eukaryota, Metazoa, Chordata, Actinopteri, Perciformes, Serranidae.
AUGGGUGUGGAAGACCAGAGUCAGCAGCCCAAGAAGGGGGGGAAAGCCACAGCCAGGAGGAGGUUGGCUUUCCAAGCUGCGAGGCAGAAGCAGCCAGACUCCGAUGAGGAUGAAGAGGCUAUGAAGAGGGGCCUGGCGGAGAUUGUGGCCAACAUAAGCGAGGCCGACACCUCCGAGGAGGACAGCAGCGAGGACGAGGGUUCUGCAGCUAAGCUGCCCACCAUGUCCUCCUUCGAGAAGGUCCUGGGACCCAUUUUUGGAGGCCGCUCAAAGGCCUCCAAAAUGAGGAAGCUGUCCUUCCCUCCCUCCAUCGACAAAUACAUGGAGGAUUACUCCGCCUUUUUGACUGUGCGGGGCGGCACAGUCAAGAUGGCGGAAAAUGCCAUUUCGAAGGCUUCCCGGGCAAAGGCCUUCGUCAAGUUUAUGAUGGUGGGCUGGACGGAGGUCAGGUACUGGACCUGGGAGUUCCUGGAGAACCUCCAGCUGAUAAAGUUAUACCCGGUUUUACUCAAAAAGUUCGGGCUGGCCCCCUCCACCAUCUCCCUCUACGUCGGCCACGCCCUAUGCUUCGUCGAGUAUUUUUUCGACACCCCCCCUCACCACUGCCGGCUGCCAAAGGGCAAACUUAAACAAGUCAAGAGGGAGCUGAAAAAGGUGCUGAGGAUGGCGGGUCGCACCGUCCUGGGUCGCCAGGUGGAGGUGAAGCAGCAGAAGCAGCAGCGGCUGGUGACCCGGGCAGCCCUGGCGACCUGCCAGUCCUUGGCCCGGGCCAAGAUCCCCGAGCUCCUGGACGACAUUGAGAAGGCCCCUCCCCGGCACCCACCAACGAGGUACCGCUUCUUCGGGUACCUCGGGGCCUACAUUGCGGCCAUAUAUGGCCACAGAACCGGGGUCCUCACCUGCAUGAGGGUGAAGGAGGUGAAGGAGGCCCUCGGGGAUGACGCCACAGGCUACCUCAUCAAUGUCAGAGACCACAAGACCCUGCGCAGGUUUGGCCUGGCCCAGAUAUACCUGGAUGGGGAGGAGUACGGGUGGUGUAGGCGGUGGCUUGACCUCAGGAGGAGGUGCGUGGCCACCAACCCCUACUUCUUUUCCUCGUUCGGGAAGGGCCAGGCCAAAGAUAUGGUGAGGUACGUCCGUAGGGCCUGGACGGAGAUGGGGCUGCCGGGGACUCCAUCACUCCUCGACAUAAGGAGCGCUGUGGCCACCUACAACUUCGAGAGCAACACCAGGGAGGACAGAGAGAGGGUGGCAACGGCCAUGUGCCACUCGGUGGCCACACAGGAGCGCUUUUAUGCGCUCCACAAGACGGUGGCCCUGGCUGGCAAAAUGCGCCAGCUGUUCAUUCUGUCCAGCCUGGAGGAGAAGGAGGUGGCAGCACCACCACCAUCACCCCCACUGGUGUCUCCGAGGAAGAGCGGCGGAAGCAGCAGCCUCAACAUCGCUGCCCGCCGCAUCCGAAAGAGGGUGUUGAGCCCUGCCAAAACCCCGGACAAACUGAGGAUGAGGGCAAAGGUGUUGCUGCCCAAAGUGUAAAUAGUUUUUAUUGUAUACAAUAGUGUUAAUAGUAUGUUAGUUAGUUUAA